Molecule: messenger RNA, 846 nt
Organism: Rhagoletis zephyria (snowberry fruit fly)
Lineage: Eukaryota; Metazoa; Arthropoda; Insecta; Diptera; Tephritidae
Source: RefSeq, a predicted model, not a curated record
AUGUUUUCCAAAUCAAUGUUGAGUGUUGCAUUUCUCGUGUUGGCGUUGGCCUGUCUUGCGCAAGCUCGCCAUGCGCCACGUAGCCGCAAUCACAAUGUCCAAGUUGACGAUGAGGAGAACGUUUUGCCCGUUUACGCCAGUGUAGCCGGUCGCCGACCACACCCCAAUACCGAGCAGGCACUUUCACCUAAACAGGCGCGUGUCUUCCCUGGCGCCACUUUGGCUCUUAAGAAAUUGGUUUUAUUGAAGUUCAAAACGAUUGUGCCUAUUUCCUUGAUUUUACUGAGAUCAAGUGAUGAAAACGAAGCCGAAUUAGUGCCUGUCUACCCAGCAUCCGAAAUACCCGCCGAUGUACAAUUUAUUCCAACACCAAAUGGCAUCUCCGGACAUCGCGACGUACAAGCCAUUGCCAUACCUAGCGCAUUGCAUCAACAACUCGAUUUGAGCGGUCUGGCCAAUUUGGAGAGCAUAGAAUCCCUGCUAAAUCAAGCUGAAGAGGGUGCAGCUGAAACCGAUGUGGAAGAUAAACCACUUGCAGUGGUCAAUGAACAGCCUAACACAGAAGAUGAGCCAUUGAAUGUAAAAGAGGAUGAUGUAGAUCAAUUAUUGGACAAUGCGUCCGUCGAUAGGACUAAGAUUGCGACAGCGGACGUACAGUCGGUGCGUCGUUUGGCAGCCGAUGAGUUGAUACGACCAAGCGUUGUGCGUACAUCUCAAAUACAAACCGGAGUUGAGGAGAUUCCUUUGUUCCUCUAUGCGGCCAAGGAUGCGCCGCAAGUAGUGCGUGGUGUGCGCAAAGGUGGACUACAACGUGUGAGGCACAUCGAACGUCGCUACCAUGCCUAA